Messenger RNA from Ceutorhynchus assimilis (cabbage seed weevil), 1407 nucleotides. Lineage: Eukaryota; Metazoa; Arthropoda; Insecta; Coleoptera; Curculionidae. The record is from the annotation of a GenBank genome assembly.
AUGAACAGCAGCAAAAAUUCGGCAGUUUUAAACGUGGUCUCAGAGCCUAAAGAAAUUUCGUCCAUAUUAGCCAAAGAUAAUUUAUCAAAAGACCCGGACCGUUCCAGUAUAUGCAGUGAGUCAACCUUUGAUAACGACACCUCAUUAGUACAAUCGCCGAGCAUAGAAAGCUUUUCCAGUAUACACGACAUUGAAAACAUGUCCGAGCUGAAUAUGGAUGAGAACUCAGACCUUUGCGUUAAAAUUGAUAAUCCCGAAAAGCAUUUGGAGACUAUGGAGACUUAUAUUUCGUUCCGGGUUACUACAAGGGCAGCCAGGAUCGAGUUUUCUGAUCACGAGUACGUGGUUCGGAGGAGGUAUAAUGAUUUUUUGUGGUUGAGGCAGAAAUUACUCGAGUGUCAUCCUUUUUGUAUUGUUCCACCAUUACCUGCAAAACACUCAUUAAUUGGCCAGCUAGAUAGAUACUCCAAGGACUUUAUACUUUCCAGAAUGAAAUCAUUAAAUGUUUUUAUAUUGCGAAUAUGCCAACAUCCGAUUUUAAGUUGUAAUGAAAAUUUUAAAAUAUUUUUGACUGCAACACAACCAGACUUUACCACCUUUAGAAAAAAGCGGAGCUCAAUAUCAAAUACUAUAGCAAUCUCAAAUAAUCCAAGUUCAACGCAUUCCCUAUUGAAAAACCGUCAUAUUGAAUUUGAUAAAAUGAGAACUUACCUGAUUAAUUUAACAGAUAAAUUACUAUCAGUUGAAAAAAUAUCCAACCGAAUAAACAAGGAACGAAACGAUCUGAUAUCAGAAAUAAACAAUUUCCAUCCGAUUUUUACCAAAUGGGCCAGUUUCGAGCCUCAGCUGUGCACCACUUUGGAAAAUUUGGGUAAUGCUUUGGAACGCAGUUCAGCAGCUCAGAGUGCACUAGUCCAUAGUUAUAAUAACAGCAUGGUGGUGCCUAUUAAAGAUUUCGUGCAAUACAUUGAGGUGGUUCAAGAAGCUCUUAGGAAAAGGGAGUCACAUCAGUAUGCUUAUGAGACGUCUUUGGAGGAGUUGAAUAAAAGACACAGUGAAAAAGAUAAACUACUAGCAAUUUCCCAAGACCAGCCUCAAAACUCAGGAGGCUUUGUACUAUGGAAACAGCCCAGUUACGAUGAAAAACUUGAAAAACUAGGCACUCACAUUCCGCAGCUGGUAAAAAAAGUCGAAUCCUCUCAAGAUCAUUUGGAAAUGGCCAACGAGUGUUUACGCAGCGACUUGCAAGGCUGGCAGCUGGAAAAACGUCAAUGUAUUAAGAAAAUCCUUUUGGAUUUCGUCAAUAAACAAAUCAAUUAUUAUCAAGCUAGCGUUAAUGCUUGGGAGCAUGUGACCAAUGAAAUGAUAAGUGAAAAUGCUGCUAGGAAAAGUACAAAUACCAAAUGA